AUGGACGCGCCGGCGCUGCUCGCCGCUGCGGCCCCGGCUCCACGCGGACCCCAGCUCGGCGGCGGCCCCGGCCGGACCCGCAGAACCCCGGGCUCAGCGCACCGCCGGCUGCUGCUGCUGCGGGACCCAGAGGACGGCGCGCAGGGGCCGCGGCGCGGGGAGGCCCGGCCGGCGGGCCCCGGCGGUGGCGACUCCUUCGUGGUGCUGCUGGAAGUGGCGCGCGGCGCGGCCGAAGCCCCGGGGCGGCGGGAGACCGAGCCCCAGCCCGGCGCCGCUGCGAGCCCGGCCGGCCGCCCUGCGCAGGUCCCCGGCGCCGCGCCUCUCGUGGGCCCCCGGGCCGCCGGCGGCCAGGACCUGCUGGUGCACCUGGAGCGUGGCGUCCUCGCGCUGGCCGCGCCGUCCCGGCGUCCGCCGCCCGGCCAGGAAGCCGCCAGCCCGGCAGGGGCCCGCCGCGCGUCCGCCGGCCCCGGCUACCGCUGCCCCGAGCCGCAGUGCGCGCUCGCCUUCGCCAAGAAGCACCAGCUCCAGGUGCACCUGCUGACGCACGGCGGCGGCCAGGGCCGGCGGCCCUUCAAGUGCCCGCUGGACGGCUGCGGCUGGGCCUUCACCACGUCGUACAAGCUUAAGCGGCACUUGCAGUCGCACGACAAGCUGCGGCCUUUCGGCUGCCCGGUGGGCGGCUGCGGCAAGAAGUUCACCACCGUGUACAACCUCAGGGCGCACAUGAAGGGCCACGAGCAGGAGAGCCUGUUUAAGUGCGAGGUCUGCGCCGAGCGCUUCCCCACGCACGCCAAGCUCAGCUCGCACCAGCGCAGCCACUUCGAGCCUGAGCGGCCCUACAAGUGCGACUUUCCCGGCUGUGAGAAGACGUUCAUCACAGUGAGCGCUCUGUUCUCCCAUAACCGGGCCCACUUCAGGGAACAGGAACUCUUUUCUUGCUCCUUCCCUGGAUGCAGCAAACAGUAUGACAAAGCCUGUCGUCUGAAGAUCCACCUGAGGAGCCAUACAGGCGAGAGACCUUUCAUCUGUGACUCUGACAGCUGCGGCUGGACCUUCACCAGCAUGUCUAAGCUCCUGAGGCACAAAAGGAAGCACGAUGAGGACCGCCGCUUCCCCUGCCCCGUCGAGGGCUGCGGGAAGUCGUUCACCAGGGCCGAGCACCUCAAGGGCCACAGCGUCACCCACCUGGGCACCAAGCCCUUCGCGUGUCCUGUGGAAGGGUGCUGUGCCAGGUUCUCCGCGCGGAGCAGCCUCUACAUCCACUCCAAGAAGCACCUGCAGGACGUGGCCGCUACGAAGAGCAGGUGCCCGGUGUCCAGCUGCCACAGGCUCUUUGCUUCCAAGCACAGCGUGAAGGCCCACGUGAUCAGGCAGCACCACCGGCACCCAGACCUCUUCCCUCCGCUGGGAGCUCCAAGCGCGCUCGCGCCCACCAGUGACCUCAGCAGCCCCGGCCAGAGUGAGUUCAGCAGCGUGGACCUGGCGGUCCUCUUCUCCGACACGCCUGGCGACAGCGGUGGUGCCCCCAGGACCUCCGACGAGGCGCUCCGCACUGGGAUCCUGACUGUCGACGUGACUUCUGUGAGCGCCUCUCUCGGGGGGGGCCUCCCUGCCAGUCAGGCUGCCUCAGGGCCCAUGGGCCCCCUGGUCUUGGUGGCCCACGGUGACGUCCCACUGGGCCCGGACAGGCCCCUCGUCCUCGGGACGGCAGCCACGGUUCUCCAGCAGGGCAGCCUCGCUGCAGGUGACGUGCAGGCCGUGGACCCAGGGGCGCUGGGCUGUCUGGUGGCUCUGCCCAUGAAGAGCUUGAGUCAGGACCCCCAGGCUUUGACCUCUGCGAGCGGCCCCCAGGGAGACAGCAGUGCCCCGGAGCUGCUGGUUCCCAUCAAAGUGGAACCAGACUCGGCCCCCGACCCCGACGCCGUCAGACAGCAGGCGUGGAGUGGAGGGGCGCCGCAGCCUGUGGAGUCCAGCCCUGCAGAGGAGCUCGGACCUCGGAAAGACGCGGGACUUGGUGCGGGGACCGGCGGCUUCUACUUGCUGUGUGACGUGGGCCAGCCUGGCGUCUGUGAGCCCAGAAGGCGCGUGGCGAAGGGGCCGCAGGAAGGCGGGGGCUCAGCAAGAACUGAUUCCCGAGCCAUUCAACUAGCCAAGGAAAAAAAGCAGAGAGGAGCUGGGAGCCACACAGGAGCCGCGGGGCCCGCACUGAGCACAGGAGAAGGUGACGUCCCUGCCGGCCCGGGAGCCUGGCUGUGGGGCAGCCUCGCAGUGCCCGGUGUGGCUCUGCCGUGCGUCCAGGUCCAGCUGCUGCAGGAUGACCCCUCAGGGCACAUGGUCUUCCCGUUGGCGCCCGGCCCGCAGCCUCCUGUCUCCCAACCCCUGCUUGCUGUCAUGCCUGUCUACGUCCUCCAGGUCUGGAUGCCUCUUUGCUCUUUGGGUUUGUUGAGACUCGUGAAGCUUCCGGCUUCCAGAGGUGUCUCCCUGAGGUGGCCUUGCAUGGGACUCGCUGGGUGGGUUGCCAGUGUGUUUCUCCACUUUGUGGAAGAGGUGGCUAAGGGAUCGAGACAUAAAAGGUGGAGCGUACAGCUGGGAGUCACUCGUCAUGGUAGAUGGGGUGGAAUUUAAUACGGUCUUCAAGGGUCAUACAUUUAGAAUUGUGGAAGUUGGGCGGGCCAGGUUUUAGCCUGUGGGGAAAUAGGCUGAGUAUGAGCGGCAGUAGAUAAUUGAGAUUUGGGUAUAAAAUAAUGAUGUAGCUUAUCCAAUUUCAAACGUGUAUGUAAGAAACAAACAGUAAUUUUGGUUUUCUUAUAUUCGAAUUGGGCUGUUCGACAUUUUCCGUAAUGUUAGAAGUGAAUGUUGAACGGAGCGCGGGGUGGGGGUGAACUGGAGGGCGUGCGGUCACAGCGUCUGGACGGCCUCACGGCCGUCCCCUCCAUCCGUCGGGCGUUCCUCAUCUCAGGGUCGUGUACAAGUGAGCAGGGGGUCGCUGUUCCCUGGUGGCAGGCUGGGUGGUGGUGGUGCGGCCACGUGGCUGGAGCCCGUCUGCACUGAUGCCGUGGACGGCAGCUUGUGACCGUGACUGGGAGUGGGGGGCGCUCCCAGAGCGAGUGGGGAGGGUCAAAGUUCAGGAAGGACAGUCUCAUCUCUGAGGAAACGCAGAGCAGAGGACUGAGUUCACCUUUGCUUAGUGCUUAGUUUUGUUGAUACUAAAAUGUUUUCCUUCAAGGAAUAUACGCUUAAAAUACGGGGAAAACGAGCGUUUUCAACUAAGGGAGGCCAGGGGCGCGUGUGGGCCUGCGCUGUGCUGCGGUUGCCGAGCUCACCACUGUGCUUGGUUUCGCAGGAGGUGCUCCCUGCAGCUGGAGGGGCCACUGGGCCCGAGGACAUGUGGAGCUCGGGCAGCACGGUCGGCCUGUGGGCCCUGCAGUGAAACCAGCUCUGCCUGGGCCGAGGGCGCCACUUGGAAGGCUGGCCUCGUUCUUCAGAGAGAGACUUUGGGUACAUUUUCGCAAGUGUUUUUCUUACGUUUAUCAGGGAGCUGUUUGUUUGGGGCCGUACCAUCCUCUCAGGGCAGAGCGUGCCUUUUCCCCGCUCGGCUGUGCACGCAGCCUGCAUCCGCCUGGGCUUGCUGCGUGCCUAGGGAAGAGGACGGAGCCUCCGCGGUGGCCUCUGACGGGCUUCAGCACUGGGCGCAGCGUCUGGCUGAGAGCGAACAGGCUGUCCCCGCCCUCGGUGGGGGUUGCGGUUGAGCUGGGGUGGCACCGGGUCUAGUGGCCCAGGUGGCCUGGUGUCAGGGGAACGUGACGGGUGACGAGGCCCCCGGGCCCUGUCGCAGCCCCUGCACAGACCAAAUAUGGAGUUAAACCUUUAAAGUGAUGAAUUUGAGUUCUGUAUUUGGGUAGUAACAUCUAAUGGCAAUUGGACAGCGGUUUGUACAGCCACGUUUUGAGCACGGAGGUGUGUGCAUUGUUGAGGGUGACCGUGUGUUUUCACGGAGCGAGGUCUGUCCUGCAGAAGGAGACAAGUCAGUGGGCCGGACGCGGGCUCUCAGAAACGGUGUUUUGCCUUGUGCCUUUCGAAGUGUUUUUGUUCACAUGCUGUUUUGAUUCUCAGGCUUGGGAAUCAUCCCAACUCUGCCCAUUCUGCUUGUCUCUCUUGAGUUUUUGGGCUUCUGGUUCUGAUUUCUACCGUGACUUCUCUGUGUCCUGCAUGGGGGAGGGGGUGUUUCCAUCUCUAGAUGGUGCUCCCCGAAGCCCCGGGUCAUCCAGUGGCCCCUCCACGAGGAGCCAGGCCCGGCGGCCUCCUGUCCUGCGGGAGGGGAGUCCGGGCCGUGCGGCUGGACCUCUGUCCCGCACACCCGCAGUGGGUGUCCCCCUGAGGUGCUCAGGACUUCCGUUUCCUGGGCACUGAGGUCCCUGCUGGCAUUGGGCCCAACUCCUCAUGUGAGUGAAUGAAUUAAAAAAGUUUUUGUACAGCUGCACGUGGAAAGUUGACAUUUUUCCUUUGAUCCGUAGUAAUAACCCACCGUCCAGCUUGCUGAUUCCCCGUCCUGUCUGUCUUUCUUUGUAUUGGGACUGACCCCACACUCACCUCGGGGUGCAACUGGGGUUCCAGUUUUAUUUUACACUCCUCUGAUCGUUAAAAUAAGCAGAGAUUUGUUCUAAUGAAAGAGCAAGCACUGACAGGAAUGCUGGGAGCAGAAGAGGGGGUGGGCACGGGCUGGCCCUGUCCUGGGAAGGGCUGAGCGACGACAGCCCUGAAGCCAGGCUCAGCGUCCCGAGCUCGGGGACAGAGGGUGUCCUUCGGCUGCGUGGGCUCCAGACAGUGCCCCCCCCGCCCCCGCAAAGUGCACAGGUAGCCUCUUGGUUCAGCAUCUUCAGGCCGUAGCGCCCUGCCCUCCCCUCCACACGGGCACGCACCCUCGCCGGCAAGCGCUCCUGACCUCAGGCAGCAGCAGCUCCAGAGUGUGUGCGCGUCCUCGGCUGACUGGCAGAGGCCAGGGUCAGCCUCUCUGGGGGUCCGGCUGGGAAGAAACCAUACCCUGUUUCCAUGGGCACGAGGGAAGGUUCUCCUGGGCUCCUUAGGAAGGUCCAGAUGCUGGUUCUGGGGUGCCAUCCAGCGCCGUUUCACUCCUCAGUAGCCAGUGGGCGAGGAAGCAGAGUGCCAGGAGGCCGGUCCCGAGGAGGUCCCCCAGCCCCGUGAGGUAGGGGAUGCAGUGGUCAUCCGGGUCCAGGGCCCAGUUCCACGUCAGCCGAACCGUCGCUUCCGCCAGGUACAGCAGGAUCGUCACCUGUCACGAGGUGAGCAGACACAAGGUGAUGAUGGCCGAGGAGAAAGCCUGUGUCACCAAGAAACCAGCAGAUCGCAAGAGCGGACACCACGGUGGACACAUCCACCCCAGGCCCUCCCUGGGCUCCUCUCAGGUGUGCUGCGCAGCUCGGAGGCCGCGCACCGCCUCGGAGACUCAGACGGACUUCCCGGAGGCCCGCCUGGGGCAGCUCCGGACAGCUGGCCCUUCGUGGAGGCACCUCAAGCCCUGGUCAGGUCCCAGGUUCCCGCAGCCACUGCUCUGGACAGUCUCCCAGGCUCCCCAGCCUGUCCUUCAGGGUCACGGACACGCUGACGCCACCCUCAUGGGAGUGCCCACCGGAGCCCACCAUUACCCUGCAGAGGCCCCAGCCCUGCCAGCUAGAGUCUCGGAAAACGGCCUGACUGAAGUCCACGCGUGCCUGUAGCAGUGCGUCUUAAUCACGCCCUUGGGCUUGGAUGGACUGACUGGACUUCAGAAGGUGGGGACUGUGUCUUGCGUGUCCAGGGACCUCUCCCAGGAUGGGACCCCAGGGGCCAUCGUUACCUGGACCAGGCCCGCCAGCAGGUAGAGCCCCACGAAGGUUUUGUCGUUUGGGACUGACUGGCCUUCCACCAGGUAGAUGAUGGAGAAGAAGAUCAGGUGGCCUGGAACCACCAGGAAGAGCAGGACGCGGGCCGACGUGGAGUUGAUUUCUGGAAGAAACAGAGCAGAGGAGGCAGCGUGAGCUGCUGGCAGUGAGGCGCGCCCACGGCCCCUCAUCCUGCUGCCUGUGCUUACGGAGCAGCUGCGUGUGCAGCGUGUCUAGCGACGGGGAUGAGGCCUGUCAUUCCCUUGGGAGCUGACGUCGUAGGGAAGAGAGAAAAACCAGCAUCAAGUAGCAGAAACAGAAGUCAUUUCUAAACCUGACGGGUACUAGGCGGAAGGCUGACCGGGCUCAAGUGGUGGGGAGUGGCGGUGGGACGCCGAGGCCCCGGGCGGAGGAAGGAGGACGUGCAGGGCUUCGGGGCGCCGAAGGCUCUGGCGUGGGCAGCCCCUCCCUCACGCAGGACCUGGGGACGCCUGUCAGCACACUCUCCUCAGUGUCUGUGCUCAUGGGUUUGAGACGCUGCGCGAAAUGGGAUUUCACAGUUUACAACCGCCGUGAAACCAUCCGUGGGGACACGACAGCUUCUCAGGCAGAAAUGAGGAACUGCAGUGAGAAGUCCGUCUCCGUUUCCUUCUGAGUUAACCAUAAAGCGUUUCAUCAGCUAAAGAAAGAAAAGGAGGACAAAUCAAACGUAAGUACGAAGUCUACCGUAAGAUAACUUGUAGCGAGAGGGUGAGGACGCACGAGAGCAACAGAACGUUCAUGGUGAAAACUCAGAUGAGGGCUAACUUGAAAAAGAUGAAUUUUUUUAAAAACUUACGAAGGCAAGAGCAAAAUAGUUAGUUAUUACUAUUGGCAGCCGGCAUUAAAACUCAAGAAAAUCUACAGGAAGACUAAACAGCGAGAAUUCAGUAAAAUAUGUGCUGCUGCAGACUGAGCACCUGCUCCCCCAAAUCCACAAGUUGUGACCUGACCCCCAGUGAUGGUGUCAGGAGGUGGUCAGGUGCCCCCAUGAGUGAAGGGCCCCCGAAGACCUCCCUCACCCCCUUCUUCCCUGUCUGUGGAUCAGGAGGCCGGGCCUCACCAGUGCUGGUGCCCUGACCUUGGAUGUCCAGCCUCCAGAGCUGUGAGAGACGUGUUGUUUGUAAGCCCCCAGUCUGUGACUCUGCGACAGGUGCACGCUGAAAUACAUGCAGUACAGGGUAAAGAGCCUUUCUGUAUACAGAUGACAAGUCAGAAAAUAUACGGGGACUCCCCACUUUAGACACGGUGAGGCGGACACGCUUCCUGUCCCUCUCACCACUCAUCCAACAGCCCUGGACGUCAUAUGAAACGAACAUAAGAUUCUGCAAGGUGGAGGGACGAGGCGGGCUGGCCAGGGCUCCGCGGCCCAGGGAGCAGCACGAGGUGAGGUCCCUGAGCUGCUGCCUUGCAUCCCAGACCAGAUGCUGGGGAGUCAGAACGCGAACGGUCAGUGGCCCUGGAAGACAACUCGGCACGAGCCCUCCCCGUCCUGUCCUGGCCCUGGAGGUGAGAGGCUGGAGUUUGCGGGGGUAGCCAGGCCCCCUCCCUCCUGGCCAGGCGGGGGCAGAGGAAUAGGACUUGAAAAGUAACAAAAGACACGACACGGCAUUGGGUCCCCAGUUCUCAGAACAGACUCUGUGGUCCUUCCUCAACCUUCAGGCCCAGCAGGACCAGCGCCUGCCCCUCGGGGCCUCGCCCCAGCCCCCCGCCCCCGCUCGUCCUCAGCGGGGAUGCCUCCCGCCAGCCUUUCCGAGGCCCUUCUGCGCACAGCACGACUUGGAAUCCCGUGUGCGUCUGCUCUGCUGGAGCGUGUCUGUCCCCGGGGGUAGGAUCGGCUCCUCCGUCUCUCACAGUACCUGGAGAUGGUCGGUGUGCCUCUGGCUGAGCAAACGGACCGGUGAAGGCCACGUUGGCAGGUCGGGGCUGGGCUGAGGGGUCUGCUGCCACAGACACCAGAUUCUUAAAGAAACGGCCACGUGGCCUCUGGAAGACCCCAGACCCACCUGAGCUGCAGAACGUGGAGCGGGGGUUAGGCCAGCGUUUUUUCAUCCAGAGGGGCAGGACCCCAGGUGUGCUCCACAGGUGCAAGUACGUGGAGAUCCGGCUGGUCUGAAUGGCCACCAGGUUGCCACCAACACCUGCAAAGAGAAAGAAUCUGGUUUCUCCUUUUUUAUACCAGUCUCUGAGUUCUAUCCCUUAUUUUAAGUCCAGCUCCUCCAGGAAGCCUUCCUUGACUGGUUCAGCCCUUGAUUUCUUUUCUUUCCCUCCCACUUGCCCACAGAUCUCGUGUCUGGCACCAGGUAUCAAGGUAAUAGCUGCAUCACCUUGACAGCUGGCAGCUCUUAAG
Globicephala melas (long-finned pilot whale) is the source of this 8268-nucleotide messenger RNA. It is a transcript of the gene ZXDC, whose product is annotated as ZXD family zinc finger C. Gene Ontology annotation, biological process: regulation of transcription by RNA polymerase II. NCBI's taxonomy places the organism in Eukaryota, Metazoa, Chordata, Mammalia, Artiodactyla, Delphinidae. Gene Ontology annotation, cellular component: nucleus. Gene Ontology annotation, molecular function: transcription coregulator activity. The record is from RefSeq and is a predicted model, not a curated record.